AAGCAAACAAUCCUCACUCACCUGCUUUGUCUCACCAUAUUCCUUAAAAUCAUAGCAAUUUAACUUUUGUCUCAUCCAAGGCUUCAAAGACUAGACAGGAACUUAGGCAUUCUGACAAGAUCUGCAAAACGAGUUUAUCUCUCAACACCGUCAUAGACAAGACCCUCACUCAAAAAUUAUAAUAUUAUGCCCGUAGCAAUGCAGAUACUUCAAUGGGUCUCUAAAGGGUCAAAUGAUCAUGAAAUAGGGAGGAGCAACAAUAGUUCUCCCACUAACCAGAACGCAAUCAGAGAUGAAAAAGGUAAAGGAAAAGAUCUAGUUACACUGAGGCAUCAUAGGGCGUAUCGAAGAACAAAGAGAAUCGAAGGGAGGAAGCUUGGCAGCAAGAACUUGAAGAUGUUUAUUUUUAUAUGUGGAAAAGACAUUCCAAAGGCUUGUUUUUUCAGAACCCUCAACUUAAACAGAAAAGGAUACUUGAAUAGAAGAAGGCAUUUUAUUCACUCAGUGAAUAUGAAGAGAGAAGAAUUAUCCGGAGGAGUAGGAAUUACUGAAAGGGCAGAUUUUGCUGCCCAUGUAGGAAAAAAGGUUUUCCCCAUAACUGAAGCAUCAUUUUCCAAAACAACUAAAAUAAAUAACCAACGUGUCACCGCUGAAACAAAGGAUCGAACUAAAGGUGAUAGAAAGAAGCCUAUUUCAAGAAUGAAAGAGCUGCUUAGAAGGGUUGCUGCAACAAAAUCAGAGAAAAGAGAAAAUUUCUAUGAACAAAAGGUUUUACAAUUUAGAAGACAAGGAAACAUAGAAGCAAUUCCAGAUGAUGAUCAACUUAGCAGUGAAUCACCCAAGAUCAGUUUCACGUGGGAUGUGGAAACUUCUUCUGUCCACCCAGUAGCUACUUGGUCUGAAAAUGUUGAAACCAAUAUUUCGCAUUCACAGAUUUACAUCCCUUAUAAAGAGAGUGGUUGCAUCCCUUGUAGGAAAGAAAACUGGAUCACCACAGAUUCUGAAUUUGUGGUGCUGGAACUAUGAAGAGAAAGUAUCUAAGUAAAAUAUUCUAUGAUUUUAUGGAUGGUAGAACUGUUCUUUAAGCAAAUUAGCGGUCAACUUCAGAAGUCUUCUUUGUUUGGUGGAAAUCAACUUCAGAAGUUAAUGCUCUAUGUACCUAAUUUGAUAUUCCCAGAAAUUUUACUUUGAUAUUCCCAGAAAUUCUACUGCUAUACUGAAAAUAGCGAAGUUGAUGCAAAAAAUAUUUGGUAGUUCCAAUCGCCAAGUGUAUCUCAACCUAUGAAAAAAUAAUAACUACAGUUGAUUAUGUCAUAUAGAGACUAGUUAGGAACUAUGUGAUCUAGGAUUAUUUCCUACUAAUUUGUAGAUGAAUAAAAAAAAUCAUCAACAUUUAGAAGGCGUUUGGUAAGGAAGAAGUUUUUUCAUACCCACUAAUCUUGAAUCUAAGGAAUUACAAAUGCUGAGAUCCUAUGAAUAAUUAAAAUCUAUUUGAUUACUCAUAAAAAUUCUUAAGAAUAUUCAUACAGGGUUCCCAGAAAUAAAAAAAUUUCA
Molecule: messenger RNA, 1554 nt
Organism: Cajanus cajan (pigeon pea)
Lineage: Eukaryota; Viridiplantae; Streptophyta; Magnoliopsida; Fabales; Fabaceae
Source: RefSeq, a predicted model, not a curated record